This is a messenger RNA of Paramecium octaurelia, 1815 nucleotides long. Lineage: Eukaryota; Ciliophora; Oligohymenophorea; Peniculida; Parameciidae. The record is from the annotation of a GenBank genome assembly.
UAUUAAAUGUCCCAAUUCUUACAACCAACCAUCUUAUUAUUGAGAGAAGGCACAGACACCUCAUAAGGUAGAGCUUAAAUAGUGUCUAACAUCAAUGCUGUGUAGGCUGUGGCUGAUGUGGUUAAAAGCACUCUUGGCCCAAGAGGAAUGGAUAAAAUGAUUCAGACAGGUCCAAAGGUGACCAUUUCUAAUGAUGGAGCAACAAUUCUAAAUUUAUUAGAGGUUGUCCAUCCAGCUGCUAGAGUGUUGGUCGACAUUGCCAAAUCCCAAGAUGAUGAAGUUGGUGAUGGUACAACAUCCACUACAUUGUUGGCUGCAGAAUUGUUAAAAGAAGCCAAGCCAUUUAUUGAAGAGGGAAUCCAUCCACAAAUAGUGAUCUAAGGAUAUAGAAAGGCUUUGGAAUUGGCAUUAGAAAAGUUAGAGGGAUUCUCAAUAAAUAUUUCUCGAGAUUCUCCAUAAGAGAAGAGAGACACCUUAUUGAAAUGUGCUCAGACAGCUUUGAAUUCAAAAUUAGUAUAAUAAUAAUUAAUAUUAAUUAGUUAGCCAAUACUAAAUAAUUCUUUAGUGAAUUGGUGGUAUCAGCAGUGGAGAAGUUGGACCCAAAUAUUUUGGAUAGAGAUUUGAUUGGAAUCAAGAAUGUCACAGGAGGAAGUGUAACUGAUUCAUUUUUGGUUGAUGGAGUUGCAUUCAAGAAGACCUUUUCAUAUGCUGGAUUUGAACAAUAGCCAAAGAGAUUUGAAAAUCCAAAGAUCUGUUUAUUAAAUUUGGAAUUAGAACUCAAAAGUGAAAAGGAAAAUGCAGAAAUCAGAAUUGAAAAACCAGAAGAAUAUCAAUAAAUUGUAGAUGCUGAAUGGGCAUUGAUCUAUGAGAAAUUAGAAAUCAUCGUUAAAGCAGGAGCCCAAAUCGUAUUAUCUAAACUUCCUAUUGGAGAUUUGGCUACACAAUAUUUUGCUGACAGGAACAUCUUUUGCGCUGGAAGAGUUCCUUAAGAAGAUCUUCUUAGAGUUUAAAAAGUAAUUAAAUCAUAUAUUCAAAUCAGGCUACUGGAGGUCAAGUCUAAACAACUGUCAAUGGUCUAAAUCCUGAGACUUUUGGAACUUGUGGAUUGUUCGAAGAAGUUUAAGUUGGUGCAGAAAGAUAUAACUUAUUUAAAAAUUGUCCAUAAGUAUUUUAAUCAAAAACUAUAAAACUUAGUCUAGAACAGCAACCAUAGUAUUGAGAGGUGGAGCUGAAUAAUUCAUUUAAGAGGCUGAGAGAUCCUUGAAUGAUGCUAUUAUGAUUGUCAGAAGAUGUUUCAAAGCCAACAAAAUUGUAGCUGGAGGUGGUGCUAUUGAAUUGGAAUUGUCUAGAUAUCUUAGACAUUAUGCUAGAUCUGUGACUGGCAAGACUUAAUACAUUGUGAAUUCAUAUGCUAAAGCAUUAGAGGUUAUUCCAAGAACCAUUGCUGAAAAUGCAGGAUUAAACUCAAUUGAAAUUAUGAAUAAACUUAGAUAAAGACAUGCUCAAGGUGGAGAGGAAGGUAGAUGGUAUGGAGUCGAUAUCAAUGGAGCAUCUGGAGUUUGUGACACCCACUCUUCUUUUGUUUGGGAACCCAGUCUAGUCAAAAGAAAUGCUCUUUGUUCAGCAACCGAGGUUUUUAUUCACAUUUAUUUGAAAGGCUGCUUGCGCAAUUUUAUCUAUUGAUGAAACAGUUAAAAAUCCAAAAUCUGAUUAAGAUACAAAAAUGAAACCUAAAGGAUAACCAGGUAGACCACCCAUGGGAAUGAGAAGAUGAAGGUCAUAUAUUAAAAUAACAUAUAUAAAUAUGAAUUGUGU